AUGGAGGAGAAGCCCGGCCAGCCACAGCCUCAACACCAUCACAGCCACCACCAUCUGCACCACCACCCGCAGCAGCAGCAGCAGCAGCAGCAGCAGCCGCACCACCACCACCAUUAUUAUUUUUACAACCACAGCCACAACCACCACCAUCACCACCAUCACCAGCAGCCUCACCAGUACUUGCAGCAUGGAGCCGAGCGCAGCCCCAAGGCCCAGCCAAAGCCUCUGAAACAUGAGCAGAAACACGCCCUCCAGCAACACCAGGAAAUGCCGAAGGAGAAAACAGGCUAUGGUGAACUAAAUGGUAAUGCUGGAGAAAGAGGACUAUCUUUAAAGAGCCUGGAUUCUGAUGAAGCUAAUCCUAUUUCCAGGGUCCUCAAUGGUAACCAGCAAAUUGUAGACACUAACCUGAAGCAGACUGUGAAGGCCAGCACCUUUGGAAAAGCAGGAGUUAAAACCAAGAAUUUUAUUCAGAAAAACAGUAUGGACAAAAAGAAUGGGAAGUCUUAUGAAAAUAAAUCUGGAGAGAACCAAUCAGUAGACAAGACCGAAGUUGUAGCAAUUCCAAAUGGUGUUGUAACAAAUAAUUCAGGCUAUAUUACUAAUGGUUAUAUGGGCAAAGGGGCAGAUAAUGAUGGCAGUGGAUCUGAGAGCGGAUAUACCACUCCUAAAAAAAGGAAAGCCAGGCGCAAUAGUGCCAAGGGUUGUGAAAACCUUAAUUUAGUGCAGGACAAAAUAAUGCAACAGGAGACUAGUGUCCCAGCUUUAAAACAGGGACUUGAAACUUUCAAACCUGACUAUAGUGAACAAAAGGGAAGUCGAGUAGAUGGUUCUAAGCCCAUUUGGAAGUAUGAAUCUGGGCUUGGAGGAGCAAGCCGAGGAAAACCCACUGUUGGUGAUGCUAAACCUGGUGUGAGCAACAAAAAGUUUGAUGAUCGGCCCAAAGGAAAGCAUGCUUCAGCAGUUGCCUCCAAGGAGGACUUGUGGACCCUAUUUAAACCACCCCCAGUUUUUCCAGUGGACAAUAGCAGUGCUAAAAUAGUUCCUAAAAUAAGUUAUGCAAGCGAAGUUAAGGAAAACCUCAACAAAACUGUACAGAAUUCUUCUGUGUUUCCAUCUUCAUCUUCAUCCUCUUCAUCAUCUAGUGGGGAAACUCAGACCCAAUCUUCAGGUCGGUUAUCCCAAGUUCCUGUGUCUGCACUGAAAUCUGUUACUUCUGCCAGUUUUUCUAAUGGACCUGUUUUAGCAGGGACUGAUGCAAGUGGGUAUUCUCCAGGGGUUCAGCCACUGCUCACUACUGCUGCUAAUACUCCCAUCUCUUCUGGGACUGAUUCAGUUCUCCAGGACAUGAGUUUAACUUCAGCAGCUGUUGAACAAAUUAAGUCUAGCCUUUUUAUCUACCCUUCAAAUAUGCAAACUGUGCUGUUGAGCACAACACAAGUGGAUCUGCCCUCUCAGACAGAUCAGCCAAACUUGGGGGAUAUCUUCCAGAAUCAGUGGGGUUUAUCAUUUAUAAAUGAACCCAGUGCUGGCCCUGAGACUGUUAUUGGGAAGUCAUCAGAUCAUAAAGUAAUGGAGGUGACAUUUCAAGGGGAAUAUCCUGCCACUUUGGUUUCACAGGGUGCUGAAAUAAUCCCCUCGGGAACUGAGCAUCCUGUGUUUCCCAAGGCUUAUGAGCUGGAAAAACGGACUAGUCCUCAAGUUCUGGGUAGCAUUCUAAAACCUGGGACUACUAAUGAGAGUGGAGCCUUAUCCUUGGAACCCAGUGGUAUAGGUGACCUGCAAAAAGCAGACACCAGUAGUCAAGGAGCUUUAGUGUUUCUCUCAAAGGACUAUGAGAUAGAAAAUCAAAAUCCUCUGGCCUCUCCUAGGAACACUUUGUUAGGCUCCGCCAAAGAACAGAGAUAUCAGAGAGGCCUAGAAAGAAAUGAUAGCUGGGGUUCUUUUGACCUGAGGGCUGCUAUUGUAUAUCACACUAAAGGUAACUCAUUUGUUUCCUAUGCAAAGAUUCUUACUGGCCAAUUUAAGGUAUUUUUAUUACCUGUUUGUAUUAAGGGUGGCUUUAACUGAGAUUCUUCAAAAAGAACGUGGAUAAG
Messenger RNA from Choloepus didactylus (southern two-toed sloth), 2096 nucleotides. Its product is annotated as nuclear fragile X mental retardation-interacting protein 2-like. Gene Ontology annotation, cellular component: nucleoplasm; cytoplasmic stress granule. Gene Ontology annotation, molecular function: RNA binding. The record is from RefSeq and is a predicted model, not a curated record. The transcript has a single exon. The coding region runs from base 1 to 2070 and encodes 689 amino acids. Lineage: Eukaryota; Metazoa; Chordata; Mammalia; Pilosa; Megalonychidae.